UAAUGGGCUCAUUAGCUAUUUUGGUUAUGCAUUCUGGAAAAUGGGACGAUACAAAUUGUUACGUUGAUUAUACUAUAGAGGGAGUAGUUUUUAAGGAACAGUCAACGUUUCUUGAUUUUUAUACUACUAUUGCAAAACAGAUUGGUGUUGAUAUGAAUAAUAAGACUUUGAAGAUUGAGUACAAGGUUGAAGAAAGCAAUAAACGAAUGGUUAUACACAAUGACAUGGGUGUCAGAGUGUACGUAAUGCUAAAAAAGGCCAACAUUGAUUUUAACAAAUUUCCUAUUUGUAUAACUAUUUUGGAUUCAUGUGAUAGACAGAUUUCUCAGUGUAAAGAGAUGGGGGUGUUGGCAACUGUUGCAGAAAAUGAUUGUCAUGAUAUGAUUGUUGUUGAACCGGAGGAUACAAAUGUUGCAUUUUUAUCGAUUGAUACAACUUGGGUGAUUUCAGACGAAUCUAAUAAGCAUGUUGAGGUUGAUCAAGUAUACAAGGACAAAUCAAUUUUGAAAGCAGUCAUGGAAAGAUAUGCGAUUAAAGAGAGAUUUCAGUAUAAAACUACUCGGUCAAAUUCAAUAAGUUACACUCUGGAAUGUUUUUCUAAAGGAUGUGAAUGGUUAAUGAAGGCCUCUAAUAUCAACAAAUCUGGAAUGUUCAGAAUUCGAGCAUUCAACCGAAAGCAUACAUGUCCUUUAAAAGAUAGAGUUUAUUCGCAAAGACAUGUAACUAGCAAUUUAAUAGGAGGGAUUGUGAAACCUAAAUUUGUAGAUCAUAAACGUAAAUAUACACCAGCUGAUAUAAGAAAGGAUGUUAAGAUUGAUCUAGGAGUUGAUGUUAACUAUAUGAAGGCUUGGAGGGCCAGGGAGAAAGCAUUGAAAGCUUUGAGGGGUACACCAGCUGCAUCAUAUGCAAAGUUACCUGCAUAUUUGUAUAUGAUGGAUAUCACUUACCCGGGGUCUCAUAUACGUAUGAAAAAGAGUACGAAUAAUGAGUUCUUGUAUCUAUUUGUUGCAUUGAAUACAUUUAUCCAAGGAUUCAAUCAUUGUAGACCAGUAGUCGUGGUGGAUGGUAGUCAUCUGAGAGGUCCAUAUAAUGGUACAUUUGUUGCAGCAAGCACGACAGAUGGCGCUGUGUCUGAUAGAAAUGAGAGCAUUAUAAAGGCUGUUACAAAUGUAUACAGUAAUGCCCCACACUAUGCUUGUAUGUGGCAUUUAUGGAAUAACGUUCAGAAAAAGUUUAGAAAAUCUCAUGAGAAGUUAUCUGGUGUAUUCUAUACAAUGGCAAAAGCUUGCACAAAGAAUGAAUUUGAUAUGUUAAUGGAUACUGUAGAAAAAGAAGAUAUAAGAGUGAAAGAGUAUUUGGAUUUAGCUGGAUAUGAAAAAUGGGCUCUUUGUUAUGCACAAGUACAUAGAGGAUGGCACAUGACAUCAAAUAUUGCUGAGAGUAUAAAUGCAGCACUUGUUUCAGCUAGAGAAUUGCCUAUUUUUGAAUUUCUCGAAGAGGUAAGGCUAUUAUUUGGAAGGUGGAAUCAUGACUACAAGAAGGAGGCAACCUGCACAUUCACAUCAUUGAUUGGAAAAUACCAUGACAUACUAACAGACAAUGAAGCAUUGAGCACAAGUAUGACGGUUGUACCGUCAACGGAAUAUGUGCACAAUGUUAAUGAUGAUGGGAGAUAUUUUGUAGUCUGUCUAAAAGAAAAAACUUGCAUCUGUGGAAGAUUUCAGUACGAGGAAAUACCUUGUGAACAUGCUUGGGCGGUAUUGAAAUGGAAGAGUCUACCACCAGAUGAAUAUUGCUCGGAUUUAUACAAACCAAAGACAAUGUUGAAGACAUAUAAUAUGCCUAUACAUCCUUUACCGGAUGUAAAGGCAUGGUUGAUUCCGAAUAGCGUUAUUGCUGAUGACGUAUUACCUCCAAAAUUUAAAAGACCUCCUGGCAGGCCAAAGGGUAAGCCUCGGAAAAAAACAGCAAGAGAGUUAUCGAGGAUUAAGGGGAAAAAUACAUGUAGCACAUGUGGAAUGGCAGGUCACAAUAGGCGUUCAUGUAGAAAUAAGCCAAAAGAUAUUUAA
Molecule: messenger RNA, 2069 nt
Organism: Solanum pennellii
Lineage: Eukaryota; Viridiplantae; Streptophyta; Magnoliopsida; Solanales; Solanaceae
Exons: 4
Coding region: 3-2069 (688 amino acids)
Molecular function (GO): nucleic acid binding; zinc ion binding
Source: RefSeq, a predicted model, not a curated record